Molecule: messenger RNA, 1101 nt
Organism: Exophiala bonariae
Lineage: Eukaryota; Fungi; Ascomycota; Eurotiomycetes; Chaetothyriales; Herpotrichiellaceae
Exons: 1
Coding region: 1-1101 (366 amino acids)
Cellular component (GO): nucleolus
Molecular function (GO): RNA binding
Source: RefSeq, a predicted model, not a curated record
AUGAGUGUCACAGAACCAGCAAGUGGCCAAGAGCCAAAGUCAAGGAAAAGAAAUCUCGAGGCUGCUGAAAUUGAGAUCGAUGUUGAUGCUCCUGAGCCACCUUCCAAAAAGUCUCUGCGGAAAGCAAAAAAGUCGUCGGCUGGGAAGACUUCAGACGAGACACCAUCAAACAAUAAGCCCUUAGCUACACCACCCAAGGAUUCAAAAGACGCCAAAACAGACAAUAAACGCUCAGACUAUGGUAUCUGGAUCGGGAAUUUGUCUUUUGGUACCACUAAAGACGACUUGAUGAAGUUCUUCACCAGUGAAUCCACCAAUACCAUCUCCCAAAACCAGGUCACAAGAAUACAUCUACCUCUAGGUCAGCCGAAGUUUGGAAAGCCUGCCAACAAAGGCUUUGCCUAUGUAGACUUCAUUGAUGCCUCAACCCUUAAGUCAGCUCUAGAGUUCAGUGAAGCUUUACUGGGUGGACGGAGGGUUCUCAUCAAGGAUGCUAGAAAUUUCGAGGGAAGGCCGGAACCAAAGAAGGAUGAAAAAGUCUUGCAGGGCAAGGCACCUAGCAAACGGGUCUUCAUCGGUAACCUGGAUUUUGAUACUACCGCUGAAGAUCUCGAAGCUCAUUUUGGCCGAUGUGGAACCAUCUUAAACACUCAUAUAGCUACAUUUGAGGACAGUGGAAAGUGCAAGGGUUUCGCCUGGAUCGAGUUCGAACAACUCUCGUCCGCAGAAACUGCCAUGCGAGGCUGGAUGGAAGCUCGAGGAGCAGAAUCAGCACAAACCAGAAAACAGGGCAAUGGUCAACGGAGAAUCUGGCUGCACAGUUUGAAGGGAAGAAAGCUGAGAAUGGAGUUUGCUGAGGACAAAGCCACUCGAUAUCAAAAGCGAUUUGGCAAAGGAAGUGCUUCGGCUGCUGAAGGCGGCGACGCUGCAACCCAAGAACAGGAAGCCCCAAUUGAGGAAGUCGACGAAAAGCCUCGGCGAACGACAACGAAGAAGCCCCAGAAACAAAAUUCAUACGGGACCAAGUAUGCGGACGAGACGGUUCAGAGGCUUACUGGAGCGAUUGUAGAAGGAAAGGGUCAAAAGGUUGUGUUCGACUGA